This is a messenger RNA of Rhizoctonia solani, 318 nucleotides long. RefSeq lists its product as uncharacterized. The record is from RefSeq and is a predicted model, not a curated record. The transcript has 3 exons. Bases 1 to 318 code for a protein of 105 amino acids. Lineage: Eukaryota; Fungi; Basidiomycota; Agaricomycetes; Cantharellales; Ceratobasidiaceae.
AUGUCUGCCCCUUCCGGUACUACGGCUGGACCAGCAAGUAAUCCUGGUGCUCAUCUUGCAGGAGCAAAGGCUUUGUUGGCAAAGAAGUUGGCUCAAAAAGAAAAUGCGGCCGCGGUAUCAUCCCCGACAGACAACAUGAUGACUCCCACGACUGCAAAAAUAAAUGCUGUGAAAAAGAAGCACUUUACCAAGGGCAAGCCAUUAAGUGGGCCUAGGUUCGGAACAGCAUUGGCAACUCAGCCCGCACCCCAAAAAUUGGAAGCCGAGGAGGAAAUCGUCAAUUCGGAUGAGGACAUCUCCAAGGCUCCUGAGCCAUGA